Gossypium raimondii (Peruvian cotton) is the source of this 1734-nucleotide messenger RNA. Its product is annotated as protein ALP1-like. The record is from RefSeq and is a predicted model, not a curated record. The transcript has a single exon. Bases 203 to 1669 code for a protein of 488 amino acids. NCBI's taxonomy places the organism in Eukaryota, Viridiplantae, Streptophyta, Magnoliopsida, Malvales, Malvaceae.
AACCUCUUUGUGUUCACACACAACCUUCACCUUUUUCACACCUUUUCUUCACUUUUCAAAUCCUAUUUUUUCCUUCUUUUUUUUUUAAAAAAUUCAGUAUCUUUCCAAUUUCACCUUAAAUCUCUUUCAUAUAUAUGAAUAUCUCAGCUUUGGCAUUUCAAGACCCCAUUUUUUUUCUUGUUUUUCUUUGUUUUCUUUUGAAAUGAAUAACGGUGAAAAUUGCAAACGGCGACGAAAGGAGGGGUUCACUGCCGACGAAGACCACGGCGAAAACGACGAUAGCUGUUCCAGUGGUCGUGAAACGAAGAAGAAAGAUUUGAAUGGUAUCAUCACUUCGUUAAUCUUGCUUGAUGAGCAAGAAAAGCGAGAUCGGGAGGAACGAAACGAUGCGUUUAAAGAAGAGAAAUCGGUUAUGGAGUCUACUCAUACCAAAGGAACCCGAACCAUGCUUGAAUUUCACUCUAAUUUAAACGAUUAUUACUCUAAAAUCGACGAAGCCGACCGUGUAAAGCGGAAGAAAUCCCGUGUCAAGGCGGCGACUGUGGUUGCUACAGCUUCGAAUCAUGUGGCUGACGACGGGAAUGGGAAAUCCGGGUCGGGUCAACAGAGACGGUUAUGGGUGAAAGAUAGGUCAAACGCAUGGUGGGAUGAAUGUAACCGACCCGAUUACCCGGAAGAAGAAUUCAAGAAGGCGUUUAGGAUGAGCAAGUCAACGUUUGACCUCAUAUGCGAUGAGUUAAACGCCGUUAUCGCCAAAGAAGACACCACGUUACGGAACGCGAUCCCGGUGAAACAAAGGGUUGCUGUUUGCAUUUGGCGUUUGGCGACGGGUGAACCGUUACGGCUCGUUUCGAAACGGUUCGGUUUAGGCAUCUCGACGUGUCACAAACUGGUCCUCGAAGUCUGUUCAGCAAUACGCAACGUUUUGAUGCCGAAAUACUUACAAUGGCCGGACGAAGACUCAUUACGGAAAAUAAAACAACAAUUCGAGGGCAUUUCUGGAAUACCAAACGCCGUCGGAUCGAUGUACACUACACAUAUACCAAUCAUCGCUCCGAAGAUAAGCGUGGCCGCAUAUUUCAAUAAAAGACACACAGAACGGAACCAGAAAACGUCGUAUUCGAUCACCGUACAAGGCGUCGUCGACCCGACCGGAGUUUUCACCGACGUAUGUAUCGGUUGGCCCGGUUCAAUGACCGACGAUCAAGUCCUCGAAAAAUCAGCUCUUUUCCAAAGGGCUAAAAACGGUGGUCUAUUGAACGGCGUUUGGGUGGUCGGAAACUCUGGGUAUCCAUUAAUGGAUUGGGUUUUAGUUCCUUACAAUCAACAGCAUUUAACAUGGACACAACACGCAUUCAAUGAAAAGAUUGGUGAGAUCCAAAAGGUAGCUAAAGAAGCAUUUGGGAGAUUAAAAGGGAGAUGGUGUUGUUUACAGAAAAGAACGGAGGUGAAAUUACAGGAUUUGCCGGUGGUGCUCGGAGCAUGCUGCGUUUUACAUAAUAUUUGUGAAAUGAAAAAGGAAGGGAUCGAUCCUGAGUUGAAAGUUGAGGUUAUUGAUGAUGAAAUGGUGGCUGAAGAUGGGUUAAGAUCGGUGAGUUCAUUGAAAGCUAGAGAUGCUAUUGCUCAUAAUCUUUUACAUCAUGGUCUUGCUGGUACUGGGUUUCUGUAAUUUAUAAUAUAUACCCAAAAAUGGAAAUAUUUAUGUUCUUUUAAAAAAAUUAGAAAUUCAUUUUU